AUGAUAAAGAAAUUCAAGAAACUAUUUCAGAGUAAAUCUGAGUUCUAGAACUUUUUGACAAAAUCAAGUUUGGUUAAAGAUAAUUUUGUUUACAAACAGGAGGAUAUAGAAAUACUAAUUCCAUUUUUAACUGAUGAAUAAAAUAUUGCAGAUUAUUUCAAGAUUUAUUAGGAGGAGAAUUAGUAGAAAUAUACAGUGAAGAUGAAAAUGUUAAUAACAAUUCAUUAAGUAUUAAAUAUAAGUGAAGAAUAUGCAUAACAAUUUUCAAAGAUAAAUUUUACAUAUAUGAAUAGGUAAUGUAAAUAUUAAAAGUAGAUCAUAAUCAAAAGCAUCAACAUUAGUAUAAAAAUAAAUAACAAAUGAAGUUUGGUUAUUAGAUAAUAUAUAGAUUCCGUUUCUUUAAUAUUUAUAGAAGUUAGCAUUAAAUGUAUAGGAAAUAAAAGGAUUUAGAAAGUGUAAUUCUCAAUAAUAAAUAGUGCAAUAAAAGUAAGAGUAUUUAAUUAAUAAAAGUUUGGUUGUAGAGUGUUUUAAAUUAGAAAACUUAGUAAAUCAUGGUUUAUCACUUGUUCCUUAACUCAAAACAGCUUUAUCUAAUUUUCCUCAUGAUUUUCUUCUCAAGAAAUUAGCAUGUAAUCUUUACAGUGAACUAAGAUAAUUUCAAAGAUAAUUAAUAAACUCUCUUUCUGCACUUUUAGAUUCAAACUCUAGAGCUUCUAAUAUAGAGAUUUUUGAAUUUUUUAGAGAAGUAGAGUUCAAUAUAAAUUUAGGUAUAAAUGAUAGAAAAGAAAACUAUGUAAUAUUAUAUGUUACAUAAAUUGUUUGAUCCAGCCAGAAAAUUAAUGCCUCCUUUAUAAUUAAAAAUAGAUAUAAAAAGUGCAAAACAUCUCGAAUAAUAAGCUUUAAAUGAAUAAUAAAGGAUUAAUCAUUAACGAUAAUUGAGAAGCCAAAGAAAUUCUCGUUCAAAUAGUAUAGAUUAACAAUCUCAAUGUUCUCAAGGAUUUAUUAGUUAGAGAGAAAGACGAUUUAUGAUACAUAGUAGAGCAAAGAAAUAAGAUACGAUAGAGGAAGAUAUAGAAAUACCAACAGAAGAAUAAUAACCAUAUUUAGUUUAGAAGAAAAGAAUAUAAAGUAAUUAGAUUAUGGAAGGGUAAUACAAUAAUUAAGAAGAACAAAAACAUGAAAAGAAAUAAUCAAAUGAAGAUCCAAAAUAAUAUAUUGGUUCUGAACAUAAUUAUUAAAUGGAAUAACAUGAAAAUAGUAAAGACACUUAAAUAAAUGAAAGAUCUAGUUAAAAAGAAACUAAUGAUAUAGCUAAAAAUCAAGAAAGUACUGGUUAAGCAGAUCAAGAUGAAAAUUAAGAUAUUUGA
Molecule: messenger RNA, 1367 nt
Organism: Paramecium sonneborni
Lineage: Eukaryota; Ciliophora; Oligohymenophorea; Peniculida; Parameciidae
Source: the annotation of a GenBank genome assembly